Molecule: messenger RNA, 981 nt
Organism: Habropoda laboriosa
Lineage: Eukaryota; Metazoa; Arthropoda; Insecta; Hymenoptera; Apidae
Gene: Ubc10
Product: ubiquitin-conjugating enzyme E2 L3-like
Exons: 4
Coding region: 232-708 (158 amino acids)
Source: RefSeq, a predicted model, not a curated record
ACGAAUAGACGGGUAGCAGUUCAUAUUCCUGACUAACAGUAAAUAUCUACAUUUGUAUUGAUGAGAAAGCGAUCUUAUAAAACAAAAUUAAACGAAAGGAAACUUUUACGGAUUCGUAGUCGAAGGAUUUCCAUAAAAAGUGCUAGGGUAUUUUCAAAAGUAGAAUAGCUGUGAAGCCAUCACCAAGGAACUUGACAAGUUUUGCUACUUUUAGUGGAAUUUAUUUUCAAAAUGGCAGCUGCGAGAAGAUUACAAAAGGAACUUCGUGAUAUAAGGGCUUCGGCAAUGAAUAAUUUUAAUAUUCAAGUAGAUGAAUCGAAUAUGCUCACUUGGCAAGUCCUUAUAUUGCCGGAUAAUCCACCAUACAACAAAGGAGCAUUUCGCAUUGAAAUAAACUACCCUGCAGAGUAUCCUUUUAAACCUCCGAAAAUAAACUUCAAAACAAAAAUAUAUCAUCCAAACGUGGAUGAGAAAGGACAAGUAUGCUUACCAAUUCUAAGCCCUGAAAAUUGGAAACCAGCUACAAAGACAGAUCAGGUUGUACAAGCUUUAAUAGCAUUAGUGAAUGAUCCGGAACCAGAACAUCCAUUGAGGGCAGAUCUUGCUGAAGAGUUUUUAAAGGAUAAAAAGAAAUUUUUAAAGAAUGCUGAAGAAUUCACAAAAAAGAAUGCAGAAAAGAGGCGGGAGUCGUCAGCUUCUAACGAAUAACCACGGGUGACGGUUCUACUCACCAUGAUGCCUGCCACCUGUCAGCUAAUUUAAUUCAAGCCAAUAUAGACUUAUCUGUUACAUGAAAACAAGUUGAUUGAAAUACAUGUGUACAGUAUUGGUUAACUACCGACAAUGAUAUUAAUAUGUGCAAAUUGUAAUGUUUAUAAAGUGGAUUAACAAAUUUUUCAGAGCAAAGUCAAAUAUAAUAAACUAACUGUAUGAUAUUAUGUACAAUUUGUAUUUGAAGUCAUUGUAUGGACACGAUCUGUA